UGAGCCAAGCAUAAGUAUCUCUGACUAAGCCAACGAGAAUGGAGCAUUUGAAGGCAUUGCUCUUUUUCAGCUUAUUAUCCGUUCCUUCGAUUUUAGCGCAAAUUCUGAGCUCACCAUGUAACAAUGAAGUGUUAGUUACCUUGUUAGAGGCCUCACAAGGGACUGAAUGGGCUUUGCGGAUGAUCGACGCGACCAGCAAGUUCCCUGACGGAAUACUAGUUGGAAAUAUAGACAGUAUGGGACAUUGGGACGAAUGCCUGCAGGCGAGUAAUACAGCUAAUAUUGAAGGAAAGUACUGCAAAGUCGUCGCUUCUUAUCAAAACCCUGCAAUAUUCAGCGAUUUAGAGUACAAAAGAAUUGAGAGGUUCAGAAGCCCGAAGGCGGUCCCAGACGGAACGGCUCUAAAUUUGAACUUUGCGUUGUGCCUGCCUAGAUCAUGCAACACUGAUGACUUUGAGAUUGUAGCAGGCCAAUUAUUACCCGUGCUGGGAAAUUCCACACAGGUAUCAGCUAAGGUGAAUCCUAAAGAGUGCUUCACCUUGGACACAGUCACUCCUGAACUCGACGCCAGCACCAUUACAGUUAUCGUGGUGUUUGCACUUCUUAUCGCUUUAGUGGUUGCAUCGACAUUUUUGGAACAUUUCAAUAAGGGAGGAAUGAUCAUUAAAGCUCUGAGCUUGAAGACAACCUACAUAAAUUUGGUCAGCGUUCGCGAGGGAGCUUUUGACUGCGUGAACGGAAUGAAAGUUCUCAGUAUGCUUUGGAUUAUGAUGGGACACAGAUAUGAACUAGGCGUUCUCUCCACGCCAACUUCAAACAGAUUGCUAGCAUUAGACCUGACACAAGAACCUUUGUAUAUGAUGUUGGGGAAUGCUUUCCUCUCGGUCGACUCCUUUUUUCUGAUUGGUGGUUUUUUACUGGCAUAUGGAUUCUUCAGAGAUGUGAAAAGAGGAAACAAGUUUGACGCUUUUAAGUUCUACAUAUACCGCUACAUAAGGCUUACAGUUCCGAUGAGUGUGAUGGUAAUUUUCUACGUCACGAUUCUACGAUUUAUGGGCGCAGGACCUGCAUGGUACCCAACCAUAGGUUCUAGAUUCAUUCAGUCUUGCGAAACGCACUGGUGGGCAGCUGUUUUUUAUGUUAAUAACUAUAUAGGCCCUAUGACACAAUGCGUAGAGCAAACCUGGUACACCUCGGUGGACAUGCAGUUGGCUUGGCUGUCUCCUCUGCUCCUACUGCCCAUGCACUACGCACCAAAAGCUGGCAAACAAUUAGCUUUUCUCGUGGUUUUACUCUCGUGUGCCAUACCAGCUGUCCUUACAUACCUUAACAAUUACCCUUGGUCUGUUAACCUCAUAAAUGCCGACUACUACGACGUGCUUGCUUACACUUUCGAAGUUUACUUGGCAACGCAUUCACGAGCAUCACCAUAUAUUUGGGGAAUUAUACUUGGAUACAUUAUGGCCAAUAACCCACAAAAAAUCUACUUAAAUUGGAAAACUGUAGCUCUAGGUUGGUUGCUUAGCGCAGGAACGUCCGUAACUGUCCUUUUCUCGCUCUCCAUUACUUAUCAAUAUGACUAUGUUUACGAGCCCAUCGGUGCGACGUUUUAUGGUGGACUGCACCGACUUGCGUGGGCCAUCGGCCUCUCUUGGAUUAUUUUCGCUUGCACCAAAGGAAUAGGUGGCCCCGUUAACGCUAUUCUCUCGUGGAGGAUCUUCAGCAUUCUCAGUCCGCUGAUUUACGGCGUUUACUUGGUCCACUUUAUGAUCAUUGGCGUACAAGUUGGAGCCAAGAAGCAGCCCGAUUAUGCUAGCCAUUACGAUGUGAUUCACAACUUUCUUGGGGACAUUCCAUUUUCCUUUACCGGUGGCUGUGCAAUUUAUUUCUUGGUCGAGGCCCCUUUGAUGGUGUUUUUGAAGGCCGUUUUCAAGAAGCAACGCCCAGCUGGAAGAGGGUAAAGUUUGAGAUGCAGUGCGCCAUCCAUUUGUGAUUAGAUAUUAAUGCAAAGCUGAGCAGAACAGAGAGAGCUAAUAACAAAAUUCAACCAUACGGAAAUAAAGCAAUUACUUCCACUUUCUUAAGCUGCGCGCUCUUGAUUGAACGACGACUCACUGCACAUAAUACAUACUAGAGUAAUGCUGUUUACCCAACGCGUCUCCGUUUGCUGCCGCCGAGACUUAUUACGAGAAUUACAUCCGAUAUGAGACCCUUGUGUGCUCCGGGGAGAAUCCGCGAGCUGAUUCACCUCUCGACGUAGGAAAGACAGGCGCGGUGCUUGUCGGAUUUGACGUUUUGGUGCAGGCGCCUGCUUCCCGAUUUUAAUUCCAUGCCUACUUAGUUAGACUAAUGAAUUGCAGAGGGUUGUCUGAAACUCAAUCAGCUGGUAAGGCAGUGCGUGUAAUUCAGCUGCACGGUGGAGGCUUAGUUGGUUAAGCCGUGCUGAAACACGGCGCCAAUUUAAGCGCGCACAUCCAGGUGUUGUCACACGUUCGCAUCUGCAAUUAGAUUAUGUUCGUUAGAAGAAAUGCCUGCGUGCUGCUCAUAAAUUCAAUUUGUGCCAUUUGUAAAGGCUCUGCGUCAAACCAACUUGAUUCAGCGAGGAUUUCAAUUCAUUUUCCAUCCUUUUUUCUGAAAUAUUGAAAAUAUGUUUAUAUUAAAUCUGAAUUGAAUUCAAUAGCCAACAAUAUCACACAUAUCACUUAUGGAAAAUAAAAUAACAUCACCGAUUUAUUAAUUAA
Molecule: messenger RNA, 2741 nt
Organism: Cloeon dipterum
Lineage: Eukaryota; Metazoa; Arthropoda; Insecta; Ephemeroptera; Baetidae
Product: nose resistant to fluoxetine protein 6-like
Exons: 11
Coding region: 39-1961 (640 amino acids)
Molecular function (GO): acyltransferase activity, transferring groups other than amino-acyl groups
Source: RefSeq, a predicted model, not a curated record